Acanthamoeba castellanii str. Neff is the source of this 3585-nucleotide messenger RNA. RefSeq lists its product as uncharacterized. The transcript is spliced from 20 exons. Bases 1 to 3585 code for a protein of 1194 amino acids. Lineage: Eukaryota; Discosea; Longamoebia; Acanthamoebidae. The record is from RefSeq and is a predicted model, not a curated record. Gene Ontology annotation, cellular component: WASH complex; endosome. Gene Ontology annotation, biological process: endosome organization; regulation of actin nucleation; actin filament polymerization.
AUGCAGGGCGAGGAUUUCCUGAGCGAGAACAAUGUGGCCGGACAGACGAUCCUGCGGCUGGUGAGCCGAGGAAAUGCGAUUGUCGCCGAACUGCUGCGUCUAUCGGAUAACAUCCCGCCCCCCUUCAUCGUGCCACCCCUCGACAAGCGGAAGAGCGUCACCAAGCGCCCCUAUGAUGACAUAAUCUUCGAUUUCAAGUAUUUGAAGAAUCAGGAACUCUACGACACCCGAAUUGAGACCAACCCUGAGCUGAGUGAUCUCGAUCUCGAAUUUCGCGAUGCCCACAUCGACAUUCUGCGCCGCUUCUACCAGCUGUUUGAAAGCGUCUACAAGUACAUCACCGAUUUCCUCAAAUACAUCGAAGACAUGGAGGAGGGCGUGUUCAUCCAGCAGACUCUCGAGGCCGUCUUGUUGAACCAGGACGGCCAGCAGCUCUUCGCCGAGGCCGUCUACCUGUACGGCAUCAUGCUCUUCCUGCUCGACCAGCGCAUCGGCGGUGAGGCGCGAGAGCGCAUGCUCAUCUCCUACCUGCGCUACAAGGCACGCCGCCUCUUCCCUCAUCACCUUCUUCUUCUCCUCCUCCUCCUUGUUGCCCGGGCAGAGGGAGGCCAUGGUCGGCUCAUGCGCGUGGGCCACACCGACCUGCCGCUGAUCGACGAGGUGUGCAAGCUGUGCCGCAACACCGGCUACGUGCCGGGCCAGCCCAAGCCGCCCAAGUACCCCGAGGACUACUUCAAGCGGUUCCCUCUGCCGGCGACGGUGGUGGAGAUGAUCAUCGGCCGCCUCAGGUCGGACGACAUCUAUUCGCAGAUGCAGUGCUACCCGCUGCCCGAGCACCGCUCCACCGCGCUCGCCACUCAGGCCGCCAUGCUCUACGUGAUCCUCUACUUCGCGCCUCAGCUCCUGAGCAGCGAACAGGCCUCCAUGCGUGAGAUCGUCGACAAGCACUUUGCGGACAACUGGGUCAUCUCCUUCUUCCUGGGCUACACAGUCGAUCUGUCGCUCGAGUGGGAGCGCUACCCGGCCGCCAUGACCGCGCUCAACAACACCAUCGGCAUCCCCAACGUCAAGAUCCUGGCCAAGCGGCACUGGGACAAGAUUCCCAAGCUGCAGCAGGAGAUCCAGCACUACCUCACCGAGGGCGUGCUCAACGAGGAGUUCGUGCUGAGCAGCCACGGGCAGCUGAUGAACUGCCUCCGGCACACCAACACAACGCUGCGUUGGCUGAUGCUGCACUACACCACCACAAACAGGAAGCUGCGGGAGGUGAUCACGCUCACCGAAAUCAAGCUCGACGGCGUGUUGCUGCUUCUGCUCAACGUGGCACAGCUCGAGUUCAUGCUCAAGAACCUGUUCCAGAAGCUCCUCGACGACAAGGACGACAAGUGGAACGAGAGCCGCGCUCAGGGCGCCGAGCGUAUGAGCGAACUGGGCGAGUACUUCUCCGGCGACAAGCCGCUCACGCGCGUCAAGAAGAACGAGAACCUGCAGAAGUGGUUCGUCACGAUUGGCGACAAGAUCAAGGACCUGGACUACCACGACUCCACCGCCGCCGGCAGGAAGAUUCAGCAGCUCAUGGAGGCGCUGAAGGAGGUCGAACAGUUCGAGCAGAUCGAGUCGUCGCUCCAAGUCAAGCAGUUCCUGUCGGACACCCGCGAGCUGCUGGCGCAGAUGCUCAAGAUCGUGAACAUCAAGGAGCAGUACCUCGUCAUGAUGAGCUCCGUGGCCGACAUCUCCUACGGCUUCCAGCUCAUUGACGAGUACAUUCCCCUCAUGCAGGAGCGAAUCAAGCGCGAUCCAUCGUCGACGAUCAAGCUCCGCGCGACCUUCCUCAAGCUGGCCUCCAUUCUCGACCUGCCGCUCGUGCGUAUCGUGCAGUCCAACAGUCCCGACUUGUACAGCGUCUCCGAGUUCUAUUCCGGCAAGCUGGUCUUGUUCGUCAGACGCGUGAUGGAGAUUAUCCCGAAGAGCAUGUUCUUCAUCCUCAACGACAUCAUCGAGCUGCAGACGCACAAGAUCAAGGAGCUGCCCACGAGGCUCGAGAAGGUGGAGCUCAAGGACUUUGCGCAGCUCGACGAGAGGAACCAGCUGGCCAAGCUCACCCACGGCGUCUCCAAGUUCACCGAGGGCAUCCUGGCCAUGCAGACCACCCUCGUGGGCAUCAUCAAGGUGGAGCCCAAGCAGCUCCUCGAGGAGGGCAUCCGCAAGGAGCUCGUGUUCAAGCUCGCCAGCGCCAUGGACAAGAUCCUCAUCUUCAAGACGGGCAAGAUCGACGAGUUCGAAUCCCGGCUGAAGCAGCUGGCCUCGCAGCUCGACGGCUUCUCUCGGUCCUUCCAGUACAUCCAGGACUACGUGAACAUCUACGGCCUGAAGAUCUGGCAGGAGGAGUUCUCGCGCAUCGUGAACUACAACGUCGAGCAGGAGUGCAACUCCUUCCUCAAGACCAAGGUCUACGACCACCAGUCCAUGUACCAGAGCACCGCCAUCCCCAUCCCCCGCUUCCCGUCUGUAGAUAACUCUGUCAACUUCAUCGGACGACUCGCGCGGGCGCUGCUGCAGCACACCAACUACAACAACACAAUUUUCCUGGACCAGAUGUCGGCGUGGUACGACAAGGACGGCCGAGAGCUCAUCGGCAUUCGCACUUUCGAUCUUCUCUUGCGGAGCGUGGGUGUGUUCGGCGUGUCAGGCCUCGACCGUCUCCUGUGCUUCAUGAUCGUCAAGGAACUCCAGACGUUCGUGGCCACGGUGCGCAAGAUGAUGGACAAGAACAUGUCCAAGUUCUUGACCGACUUCACCAAGGAGCUGAGCCCCACCUCCACGCUCCCCACCAACACCGUCAAGCUCUACAACACUGCGGUGAACUACACCAGCAAGCUCUGGCCCAUUUUCAUGAGCACCACCUCGAGGAUCGGUCAGAUGCAGCUUCUCAGACGGCAAAUCGCCAACGCCCUGAACUGGCUGACCAAGCUGGACUCGAACUCGCUCAGCCUCAACCUGACUGUUAUUAACAACGCCCUCAUCUCCGACAUCCAGCAGCACUACCAGAACCCCGAGAAGCCGUACCCGGGCGAGGACAACCCGCUCUUGUCCGAGCUCACCAGGUAUCUCGAAACCGCCGGUAUCCACGACCCCUACACCAAGAUCUACAUCACCACCUCUUCGCUGGAGGGCUUCCCGGUCCUUAUGUUCCUGUUCGUCGCUUCGCAGAUGCCCAAGUUCACCUACAACCGAUCGCUCAGUACGUCGCUGCUCGAGAAACGUUUGAAACAGACCAUCAUGGCGCAGAAGCCCAAGGACAAGGGCUCGGUGGACGCCAUCCCGUUUGUGGUGGGCGUGAUCACCCUCCUCAAGCAGUUCCACUCGGUCUACACGCAGCAGUUCCUGGCCUACCUCGGCCAGUACGUGCGGAGCCUCAUCAACAUCACCGUCGGCGGAGAUGAUAAGGGACGCACGCAGGACUACCCGGUGGAGGUGGUCAACAUCCUGCUGUUCCUGGAGGAGUUUUGCCGGUACAGCAAGAUGGACCGGAAGGUGGUGGAGGGCUACCUCCCGCCCUACGUCUUCGACCAGUUCACCCACUGA